Molecule: messenger RNA, 1137 nt
Organism: Eruca vesicaria subsp. sativa (arugula)
Lineage: Eukaryota; Viridiplantae; Streptophyta; Magnoliopsida; Brassicales; Brassicaceae
Source: the annotation of a GenBank genome assembly
UUGGCGGAAGUGUUUUUUUUGGGCUAAAAUCAUUUCCAACAUUUAGAUCCUCCUCGUAUCUUCUCCAUUGUUUUGCUUCCAUCGAUCUCCCAUCAUACUCUAUCCUUAUCGAUCUUCCAAGUCUAGGAUUUUCUCAAGAAAAAUUUCGCAGCCCUAAAUCUAUUGCCUUGUCCUAAAUCUAUUAUUGGUCGAUCUGUUCUUUCGGAGAGAAAGCUCGCCGGUUCGGGUGAGACUCUCCAUCUUGCUCCUCAUGUAAACUCUCUCUGCCGCCAUCACUUAUCACUGUGCUACACCGGUCUUGCCAAACUUUAUACCGUCAAAUCCUCCUCCCCCCUCGCCGUCGUCACUCCUCACCUCCUCGUCUCGCCGUCAGAUCUUCCAUAACCUUUGUUGGUUACAGAGAAGCAACAAUUCCGGGAGCGUUUCGACUUUGCCAACUCAUCCUCUCGGAAGCAAUCAAGUUUUGACGAGUUUUGUAUAUUUGGUGAAGGCUGGAGCUUGUUGUCCGCUCUUCUCAAACUAUAACUGCAGAUGGGAUAGUUAGCAUUUGACUUUAUAACGGCACAGGAAUACUGCUGGACAGGAGAGGUUUUGAUGUCUGAUACCUCUUGAACACCUCCAAGUGGAUUGGGGAUGUUCGUACAGAGAGAGGUAGCGAUGUCAUCAGUUCUCUCGUGGGUAACAAAGCAGAUCUCGUUGACAAGAGAUAUGAUCAAGUUAUGGAGAAAAUUCUCUCUACAUAUGGAAACAGUGAUGCAAAGGGUUGAUCAUAGAAUGAGUGAGAGAUUCACGGCUCUACUUGAACCCGCAACAUCAACACGUGAUCUCAAAGGAGGAGUUCUUCAGGAUAUAUGCGCAGUCCAUCCUACUUGCUCCUUCACUUUGGAUGAAAAUGAGAGUUAUAAAACAGAGGAAGCUGUUGAAGUUCUCAAAAAGCUUCAUGGGAAAGGAGCACAUCAUGUUAUCAACUAAAGAUCUUGUUAAUGACUCGAGGAGUAGUAAUGAAGAUAGCCAAAAAAAGUAGCACUUGAAGUUUUGUUUUUUUUAACUUGACAAGACUUUGUUAGUAUAAGACUUUUAAAAUGUACUCUUAAUUUAAAGAAAAAUAUAUAUUUUUUAGUUAUAAAUCAAUUUGCA